AGCCCGACAAGUUGCUGGCGCAUCGUUUCGACGUCGGGCUCUUCACUAAGAGCUGCAAGCUCCAGGACAGGUACGUGGUCGGGCCCCAGCUGAUUCGCGCGCUGGGAGCUCGGGCGCGCCGGCUCGCGCAGGCGUGCCCCGACAUCGAGAGGACCGACGAGGUUUCCGAGGGCGGCAAGCUCGACGGCUGGCAGCGCGUCUUUGAGUUUCUCCUCUCGAAGCGCGACCUGUCCAACGUGAACGAGAUGGGGAACUCAGCGGAGAAGUUCUUCAACCAGCUGCAGCGGGAGGCCGGGGAGGGCUUCCCGGACUGGACGGCGUGCUGGGAGGCGCACGGGCGGGAUCUGCUGGCGCAGCUGAAAGCGGUGGACAGCGCUGUGACCGAGGUCAUCGCGGGACCGCUGCGGACGUGGCGGCACUUGCGGCGAUCGCGGCUGUCACCAGUUGCACUCGGCGAGAUCACCGCCACGGCGGGCGGCGACUACGACUUCGACAGGAAGAAGGACAGGCGCGCGGGCUUCUACGGCGAGGCCGGCGACAACGACGGCGACCACAACGACGGUGACCAGUCCGAGCUCGCGGACAUCGCAGAUCGGCUGGUGAACCUGGCCGACGAGGACGACGCGAUGGUGCUAGACGACCUGGAAGAGACCCAAGAGGACGAGAACGGCAUCUAUGCGGAGUUCAAGCAGAUGGGAAGGAACUUCAAGGACGCGAGGGACGUCAUCAGGCGCCUGAAGGUGGCGCUGGACUACUACCCUGUUCUGGCCCCUCGGUCCCCCGACGGACCUCCCCGUCCUCGAGCGGCCCGGGGCCAGCAGCGCAAGCCACGUGCUGACGGUGAGAAGGAGUCUGCGCGUGACACGCGCAGGACGAGGUGCCUGGCCUGCCGCAUGUUCGGCCAGCAGGCCGAGGACUGCCCGGAGAUGAAUAAGUCGCGCGGCCGACCCCAGCCCAACGAGACCACCUCCUUCGCGCUCCUCGAGCUCGGGGAGCUGGUCCUCCUCUUGGACGACGAGACUGGCAUCUGGGCGAUCCUGGACUGCGGCGCUACUCGGAGCCUGAUCGGGGCCACGAUGGCGGAAAACCUGGCCUACGACAUGAAGGGGAAGUACGACAUCAGCUUCGACUUGGCGGAGCUGACGCGGUAUUUCGCCGUCGGCAAGAUCGAGAUCUCCAUCAUGGACAACGCGGUGCCGCUGCUGAUCGGGGCGGACAUUCUCGGUCCGAACUACGCCAGGGCCCUGAUCGAUUUCGGAAAUGGCUCCUUGAUGUUACCGAAGAUCUCAAGUAACAUCUCCCAGUGCAGGAAGAUGCCUAGCGGGCACCUGGCGAGCAACGCGGCGACUCCGACGCGGCGGCAGCGCGCCCCUCGUCGGGCCCCGACCAGCGCCGAGCUGCACAGCGAGAAGGCCCCGGUGAAUGUCAGCGACCUGCCCGCGGCCAAGGUCGAGACCGAGCUGACGGGCUCGGCGGAGCUUCUGUCGGACGCG
Molecule: messenger RNA, 1493 nt
Organism: Prorocentrum cordatum
Lineage: Eukaryota; Dinophyceae; Prorocentrales; Prorocentraceae
Source: the annotation of a GenBank genome assembly